Molecule: messenger RNA, 300 nt
Organism: Rhagoletis pomonella (apple maggot)
Lineage: Eukaryota; Metazoa; Arthropoda; Insecta; Diptera; Tephritidae
Product: 30S ribosomal protein S18-like
Exons: 2
Coding region: 17-208 (63 amino acids)
Source: RefSeq, a predicted model, not a curated record
CAUUACAGUCGACAACAUGAAGCUCCAAGUAAUUAUUGCUUUAGUCCUAGGUAUAUUUACGAUUGUUAUGGCUUAUCCAAAUCCAGAGGCUCUUUCUGUUAAUGGUGGCGGCGGUGGCCCUUGGUCAGGUGGUCGUGGUCCUUGGUCAGGAGGUGGCGGUGGAGGCGGAGGAGGUUGGGGAGGCGGUGGCGGCGGUGGUGGAAAGUAAUUAUUUACUUCACCAAUUUUGAGAUGCAAUAGUUUAUAAGGGGUCUGUAAAUAUAGUUGUACUUUAAAUAAAAAUAAAACAAUUCAUAAAAA